GCAGGAGGAGGAACUAGUUUGGUGGCAACUUUUAGCUUUCACUUGGGAGUGGAGACAUGGAGAGAAUAAAUGUGCCCCCUGCGGGCCCCGCGGACCUGCCGCUAUCCCUGCUGGAGAUGGGAUGCUCCGGCAGGUUUGAGCUCAUCACACACCCCUUGACUGACCAGCCUUUACCCCCGCAGAGCACGCUCCCUCAUGGACUUCCUCCCACCAGCCUGAGCCUGGAGACCGAAGUGGAGAAACAAUUUUUACGGGACGCCGCCUGGCUUCCAAUACACGACACAGACUUUGCCUUCCAGAAAUUUCUUAAGGUGACUCAGAGAGAAGUUAACGUCGACUCUCUGAUCAACUGCUCUCCGUCCGCUCUUCACUCCGGUCUCUCUGUUGUCAGAGAUCCGACCACAGGCAUGCUGCUGGACUUCACAGAGGUGUUACUGGAGAACACCGGCCUCUCAGCGAAGAACUCUCUGUCAUUACAACGUCAGCCUGGACCUCCUUCUGAGAGCCUCAGAGGAAGCAACACCAACUUCCCCUUCCUCCCCGGAGGAAUGGAAGAGCUGAAUCUGGAUCAAAUCAUGAAGAAAUCUGAGCUGGAGGAGGACAUAGACUUUGAGAAAGAUUUACUCAGAGUCGCACCUGGACUCAAAGCUGGGAUGGACUUCACGGACAAAGAUGCCAAGGUUGCAAAGGCGGAGGUCAACCUCAUGUCCCUGCUGUCGACCCUGGAUGACAUCACUGAUCUGCAGCCUGAAGCUGCGGAGAAAGAGGAAGGCAAAGGAAGCGCAGAAGCUCCAAAACUACCCAGAACAAACAGCCUGGAGGACCUGGGAAUCAAGGAUGUUGUGUCAUCCUCGACUCCCUCUGAGAAAGGAAAAAAUGAGAAAUCAAAGCCGAAAGAAAACCCAGAGGAAAGCAAGAAAUGGGCCAUCCCCGUCAACAUAACUUCACCCUGCGAUGAUUUCUAUAAACGCGUCCCAAACCCGGCUUUCAAGUGGCCGUUUGAGCUGGACGUCUUCCAGAAACAGGCUGUGCUGCGGCUGGAGGCUCACGACUCCGUGUUUGUCGCCGCACACACAUCAGCUGGCAAAACAGUGGUGGCCGAAUACGCCAUCGCCCUCUCACAGAAACACAUGACAAGGACCAUCUACACAUCUCCUAUCAAAGCUUUGUCCAAUCAGAAGUUCAGAGACUUUAAAAACACUUUUGGAGACGUCGGACUGCUGACGGGGGACGUCCAGAUCAGCCCCGAAUCUUCAUGUCUCAUCAUGACCACUGAGAUCCUCCGGUCAAUGCUCUACAACGGCUCUGAGGUCAUCAGAGACUUGGAGUGGGUGAUCUUUGACGAGGUUCACUACAUCAACGACGCUGAGAGAGGGGUGGUGUGGGAGGAGGUUUUGAUCAUGCUCCCCGAUCACGUCAGCAUCAUUCUCCUGAGCGCCACGGUGCCAAACGCUCUGGAGUUUAGCGAGUGGAUCGGCCGUAUAAAGAAGAAGCACAUUUACGUGAUCAGCACCAUGAAGAGACCCGUUCCUCUGGAGCAUUACCUGUACACAGGAAACAGCACCAAGACUCAGAAAGAGUUGUUCCUGCUGAUCGAUGCUGCAGGAAACUUCCUCACGAAAGGGUACUACGCAGCAGUCGAUGCCAAGAAGGAGCGCACCAGCAAACACGCCCAGUCAUUCGGCACGAAAGGCACUUCUCACAACACCACAGCCAGCCAGGAUCGGUCGGUGUGGCUCACUCUCCUGCACUACCUGUCCCAGCGGCAGCAGACGCCGGUGGUUGCGUUCACCUUCUCCCGGACACGCUGUGACGACAACGCCCGCUCGCUGGACUCCAUGGACAUGACCACCUCCGUAGAGAAGGCCGAGAUCCACUCGUUCUUCCAGAAGAGCCUCAGUCGCCUCCGGGGAGGAGACCGGCAGCUGCCGCAGAUCUUGGUCAUGAGGGACCUGUUGAAGAGGGGAAUAGCCGUCCAUCACAGUGGCAUCCUGCCGAUACUGAAGGAGGUCAUCGAGAUGCUUUUCUCUCGAGGUCUCGUGAAGGUGCUGUUUGCCACCGAGACGUUUGCGAUGGGAGUGAACAUGCCGGCCAGGACCGUAGUGUUCGACAGCAUCAGGAAACACGACGGGACCGGCUUCAGAAACCUGCUGCCAGGCGAGUAUAUUCAGAUGGCGGGACGAGCAGGCCGCAGAGGACUGGACGCCACCGGCACUGUCAUCAUUCUGUGUAAAGCUGGAGUUCACGAGAUGGCAGAUCUGCACGUCAUGAUGCUGGGUAAACCGACCACCCUCCAGUCUCAGUUCAGACUGACGUACACGAUGAUCCUCAACCUGCUGCGAGUCGAAGCUCUGCGUGUGACCGACAUGAUGAGGAGGAGCUUCUCUGAGAGCCACAGGGACACUCAGGCUCAUGAGAAGAGGAUCAGCCACCUGAAGCAGUCGUUGUCGUCUCUGCCUGUUCUUGACACAGACGGCCAGCUGUCCGACCUGUUGCCUUACUACCACACUGUAACGGAGCUACGAACAACCACAGAGGCCCUCCAGCGUGCUGUUCUGGAGUCGGUCAACGGGCUGAAAGCGCUGUCUGUGGGUCGAGUCGUGGUGGUGAACAACAAGCAGCAUCUCAACGCGCUGGGAGUUAUUUUACAGGUGUCCAACGACUCUGUGAAUCGCACCUUCACAGCUCUUAUCAUCUGUGAGAAAGGCAACGAGGAAGUAGAAGGGAAAGGAAACAACAACAACGAUGCGUUUCCUCACCUCUACAACACGGCGCUCUUCAUACCCGAAGGCCCUUGCAGCCACACAGUGCAGAAGUUGAAGCUUCAGGAUGUUUCAGCCAUCACAGUGAAAACCCUCAAAGUGAUUCCAGAUAGAAUCAUUGACAACUACAACAAGAGGCAACAGCCACGAUUCAGACUCGACCCUCCCGGCCAAGCCAUCUCCACGGCAACUCAGGAGCUCCUGCGAUUGGCCGAGGCCAACCCCAGUGGCAUGGCGAGCCUCGACCCCGUGAACGACCUGCAGCUGAAGAGCGUCGACGUGGUGGAGGGCUCCAUGCGGCUGCGUGUGCUGCAGGAGAGCCUCAGGGAGUUCAACUGCAUCCACUCGCCCACGUUCGCAGAGCAGUUUGUGCGGGUUAAGGAGAGGAUGAGUGUGCAGGAGGAGCUGGACAUGCUGCUGUUCCUGGUGUCGGACCAGUCUCUGUCUCUGCUGCCUGAAUACCACCAGAGGAUCAAGGUGCUUCAGUCCCUCCAGUACGUGGACAGCAGCGGGGCGGUGCAGCUGAAAGGCCGCGUGGCCUGUCAGAUCAGCAGCCACGAGCUGCUGCUCACCGAGCUGCUGUUCGAGAACGUCCUGAGCCCGCUGGCGCCCGAGGAGAGCGCCGCCCUGCUGUCCUGUCUGGUGUUCCAGCAGAACACGCAGGUGGAGCCGCACAUCACCAACACGCUGCAGGAGGGCAUCGACCGGGUUCUGUCAGUGGCCAAGCGCAUCGGAGAGCUGCAGAGGGAUUGUGGGAUACCACAGACAGCGGAGGAGUUUGUCGGACAGUUCAAGUUUGGCCUGACGGAGGUGGUUUACUGCUGGGCCAGAGGCAUGCCGUUUGCAGAGAUCGCCCUGCUGACAGACGUGCAGGAGGGCACGGUGGUGCGCUGCAUCCAGCGCCUGGACGAGGUGCUGAAGGAGGUGCGACAGGCCGCCCGCAUCGUGGGAGACUCCGUCCUCGGGAGCAAGAUGGAGAAGGCCUCGCUGGCCAUCCGCAGGGACAUCGUCUUCACCGCCUCCCUGUACACCCACUGAGAGGAGGAGAGCGAGAGAGAGUGUCUCUUUGUGUGAAAGGUGUGAGAAAGACGGAGCUCCAUGUGGGCGAGGUAAAGAGAAGUGAACACGUGCUGUAUGUGCCUACAAAACACGUUGAUGUUUACAUGAUUUUAACCAACAGACCAAAGUACAGACUGUGGGAGUGAACAUGAAAUCUGCCUUGUAAUUUAUUGUACAGUAAUAAAAAAAUCUGUAUUCAA
Messenger RNA from Centropristis striata (black sea bass), 4021 nucleotides. RefSeq names its product SKI2 subunit of superkiller complex (gene skic2). Gene Ontology annotation, cellular component: Ski complex. Bases 57 to 3800 code for a protein of 1247 amino acids. Lineage: Eukaryota; Metazoa; Chordata; Actinopteri; Perciformes; Serranidae. Gene Ontology annotation, biological process: nuclear-transcribed mRNA catabolic process, 3'-5' exonucleolytic nonsense-mediated decay. Gene Ontology annotation, molecular function: RNA binding; RNA helicase activity; ATP binding. The transcript has 29 exons. The record is from RefSeq and is a predicted model, not a curated record.